AUGUUGUACGAGCUGAUUGCCAUUGUCCGUCCGGGCAGCCUCCACGAGGUCCGAGAGAUUGCCCGUAAUGCCGGCAUUCAGGUCCUGCGCUCCGGCGGCGUAGUCCGCGGAUACACCAACUGGGGCACCUUCCGACUCCCCAAGCCCACCACAAAGCACCAGGCCAGAUACACGGAAGGCCACCACUUCAUCAUGCGCUUUGAUGCAUCUGGCCCCGUACAGAUGGCUGUCCGCAGAACCCUCGGUCUCGACCCCCGGAUGGUUCGCUUCUCGGUGGUCAAGCUAGGCGACAAGCUUGAAGACAUCAAGGAUGUCCAGGGCAAGGUUGAAUGGAACAACGCACGCAACAUUUCCGAGUCUAUCUAG
Messenger RNA from Aspergillus bombycis, 366 nucleotides. Its product is annotated as mitochondrial 37S ribosomal protein bS6m. Gene Ontology annotation, biological process: translation. Lineage: Eukaryota; Fungi; Ascomycota; Eurotiomycetes; Eurotiales; Aspergillaceae. The record is from RefSeq and is a predicted model, not a curated record. Gene Ontology annotation, cellular component: ribosome; mitochondrial small ribosomal subunit. Bases 1 to 366 code for a protein of 121 amino acids. Gene Ontology annotation, molecular function: small ribosomal subunit rRNA binding; structural constituent of ribosome. The transcript is spliced from 3 exons.